Molecule: messenger RNA, 2583 nt
Organism: Gregarina niphandrodes
Lineage: Eukaryota; Apicomplexa; Conoidasida; Eugregarinorida; Gregarinidae
Product: putative DNA topoisomerase III
Exons: 1
Coding region: 1-2583 (860 amino acids)
Biological process (GO): DNA topological change
Cellular component (GO): nucleus
Molecular function (GO): DNA binding; DNA topoisomerase type I (single strand cut, ATP-independent) activity
Source: RefSeq, a predicted model, not a curated record
AUGGGGUUGUCGAGGGUGUUGAUGGUGGCGGAGAAGCCGUCGGUGGCGGAGGCGAUAGCGAAGGCUUUGAGUCCAGGGUGUAGUAAGCAGAGUCGCGGAUCGUUACCAUUAUGGCAAUUGAAGGGUGAGUAUGAGGGUCGAGAGGCGGAGAUUCGAGUGACGAGUACGACCGGUCACAUUUUCUCGUUGGAUUUCUCAUCGGAGUACAAUGACCGGAAUCGGAUUGACGAGACUACCUUGUUUGACGCUCCUGUGAAAAAGAAGGUGGAGAGCUCGGGGGUUGUGGCAAUGUUGCAGAAGGAGGGACGCGAGGUGGACCGGUUGGUGCUGUGGUUGGACUGUGACCGUGAAGGCGAGAAUAUUUGUUACGAAGUGAUUGGGAUUGUAGGUAAGGUGAAUGCCGCGGCUGCGAAGAGUGCACGAAGGGUGAAGUUCAGCUCAUUGGUUGCGAGCGACCUUCGGCAGGCUUUUAAAACAGCGUUACGAUCUCCGAACAAAUGCGAGUCAGAUUCAGUAGAUGCACGUCAAGAAUUGGACUUGAAGAUUGGAGUCAGUUUUACCAGGUUCCUGACACGGUAUCUCAAAGAUUUUCAUGGUUCCACGGUGAGCUAUGGACCCUGUCAGAUGCCUACACUUUGGUUCUGCGUGAACCGAUUGGAGGAGAUUGAGUCUUUUGUUUCUCAACGAUUCUGGACAUUGGAAUUGUCCAUUUUCGACAACAGCACACGUGCUCAGUGGCAAGGUGGGCGGGUCUACGAUGAGCAGACCGCGCGAGUUUUGCAUGAAUUAUUUCGCGAAGCCGGAAGCACGGCCACGGUAGCGAAGAAGGCCACAAGCACGCGCAAGUUGAAGAGGCCGUUGCCAUUCAACACAAUGAACAUGCUGAAGGCCGCGAGCACGACACUCGGUAUGUCACCUCAGCGCGCCAUGAUGGUUGCCGAGAACCUGUACCUCUCCGGCUAUAUAACUUACCCGCGAACGGAAAGCACCAAGUUCGCGCCCGCGUUUGAUGUGAAGCAGGUCGUUGGCCUGCUAACGGGCCGAAGCUCCUGCGUUGCGAGCCUGGCCCAAAACCUGUUCAACUCUAACACCGUGAGUCCCAACAACGCUGGCGUGGACAUGGGGGAUCAUCCGCCCAUCACGCCGUGUGCUGCUGCUGGAUCAUUUAUGUCCGAUGACCACGAACGGUUGUACACGCUCAUUGCGUCGCAAUUUCUGCAAAGUAUUUGCUCCGAAGAUGCCGUUUACACAGACCACGUGCUGGAACUCGUGCUCCUCGGGGACCAAGUGUUCAAGACCAAAUUGACUAAACUCACCAAACUCGGGCACCUUGCCUACAAGGUAUUUGGCGGCACCGCAGCCUCCGACACAACUGGCAGCAGUGGCGUCUGGGACAUGUUGAAUGUGGGGGAUCGUAUUGCUGUUGAUAAGAUCGCCCUCAACUCUGACCUCACUCGUCCACCCAGCCUACUCUCAGAGUCAGACCUGUUAACACUGAUGGAAAAGAAUUCCAUCGGGACGGACGCAAGUGUAACACAGCACAUACAGAGUAUCGUCUCUCGUGGCUAUGUUCACCUCAAGAUGCCCGGCCGUUUUAUGGAGCCCACAAAACUUGGUUUGAACCUGUGUCGUGGUUUCACUCGCAUUGACUCCGAGCUCACACGACCCACUGUGCGAGCCAUCAUAGAGCGUUCUUGUGACCAAGUGGCCAAAGGCAAUAUGGACCGUGGUCGCGUGGUCCAGCACGUCCUUAGCGAGUUUAAAGUGAAAUUUCAGCACUUUUUGCGACGAGUGAAGGUACUCGAUGAAGUGCUCAACCUCAGCGUCGAGGCACAUAGCGGCGAUGGUCGAGCGGCACCUCUCUCUCGGUGCGGUCGUUGCAGACGGUACAUGGUGCUCUUGAACCAGCGCAAACUCAUUUGUCUACACUGUGCAUUCGCCCUGUCUGUGCCUUUGCGCUGUAAAUUGCGCACAGUGGCCGAAACCGCCAAGUGCAUCCAUGACGACUUCGAAAUCCUCGUAGCCAUCGAAAAGAACAACCGAGCCUAUUGCUUCUGUCCCUUCUGCUACAACUACCCACCGACCGCCGCUUCCGCUUCCGCUUCCGCCCCAGGAGCCGUGCGGUACACAUGUCUGGACAGCGCCAGCAAAACCAUGUAUGGUAGUUUGUACCGCCAUGGGCUUGGUCUGUGUGACAGUAGCGACUGUAGCGGUAGAGGCUGGAUAUAUCUACAGAACUUUAACGGUUGCCAUUUAUCGCUUGCCUGUACCGGCUGCCGGUUUCUGUUACCAUUCGACCACUACAAGGUCAAAAGCGUCCGGAAGGUACUACCCCAAAAACUAUGCCCCGGUCAGUGUGGUUGGUACAUCGUCGAGGCCCAGCUUCAACCGCAACACCUAGGUGCCCUCAAUGCCACCCGCGCCUCCUCCAACACUCAAGAAGAAGGUGCCUCUCUAGCCGCCGUCGAAGAGAUGGUGGUUGGAUGUCUUGGAUGCAACGAAACUCUAACAAACCUCCUCACUGGCGGCGUCUUCAAAAGACAUAAGCGAUCCACCAACUUCAAACGAAAGAAGAGACACUGA